UUUCAUUGCGGCUUUUCUAAGAAUCGGUCGGAAAGCGGAACAACUCCCGCUUCGGUAAUUUGUGUUUUGAACAAAAUUGAAGUUUCUAAAUUAAAGUGCAUAUUCUAUUGCAAAAAUAAAAGUUGACGUACUGAUAAGAAUUUUUCUUCUCUUCGUUUUUUGUUUGAAAAAUUUCAGUUAGAGCAACAAACAAACAAAAGAAAACAAAAAGAAAUAUUUUAAUUUUAUUAACAACAAUUUAAGUGAAAGAAAAAGUAACUGAAAGUCACACCACGCCAAAGCACCAUCAAUAACAUAAACGAUCGUGGAAUUAUUAUAGCAACUAAAUUAAUCCAUAAAUGAAUUGAUGGUGAUCAAAGUGAUUGAAAACAAAAGUGCUAAUUUGUGAUGCAAGAUAUUUUUAUACGUAGAGAAAAAAAAUAUAAAUAAAUUAAAUUAAAAUCAGCAAAAUAAACAAAAAAGAAGACAAAAUUAAAACUUAAACGUUCGAAGAGAUCACGAUUUUAUAGGAAAAUUGCUGCUGAACGAAUUGCGGAAACAGAACUUUUUUGUUUGUUUUUGUUUAAGCGGAAGAACAUCUUUGAUCAACAGAUAAGAACAUGAAAUAACAUCAGGCGUUCAAGCAUCUCAAUUAGAAACAUUUAAAGUAUUUAUUAUUAAAGUACAAUGAAGACACUAAAGGCGGCGGCUUUUAGUGGCCCCCAGAUAAAGGCUUUGCUUAAAAAAGAUGUCCUAGUUCGUAUGCGACAGCCAUGGAUGACAGUUGUGCAGUUUAUUUGGCCAUGUCUUAUAUUCCUUUUGCUCUAUACAAUUCGUGACAGAUUUGGAGCUGUCAAAGUUGACAACUGUCAAUUUCCAACACGUCAAUUACCAACAAAAGACAAUGUUCUACCAUUUUUUCAUUCGUACAUUUGUAGUAUAGAGAAUAGAUGCACAAAUACCGAAGACUAUGAGGAGUAUUCAAAGCUUGAAGAUGCCCCAAUGAAACCAAUUAUUGACAUUGCACAAAUUUUUAUUAAAGAUGACUCACUUUAUAAUACACUUGUUGACCUGCCAGAAAAGGCCAAUUUUAUAGCUGCAGUGACAUCUCUCGUUACUAAUAAGAAUUUUAAUGACAUAAGAAAUCACAUUGGAAAAGUAAUUGCAGCCAUACCACAAGUUGAACAAAUGCUUGGAUAUAAUUUUGACAUUAAAAGACUUUUUUCAGAUCGUUCGACAUUUGUUCGAGGUGGAAAAUUACUUUGUGGUCAUCCAUUUCCAAGUACAGAUGUCAUACCAAUAGCUAGUGACAUUUUAUAUUCGGAAGAUUUUAGUGAAGUUAACGAUGAUGAGCUCGAUGCUAUGCCAACAAAUUAUUGUAAACGUUUAUAUUUGGAUGUGACAAGUAGUAAUUUUGGAAAAUUGACAUGGAGUCAAAUAAAACCAAUUAUUCAUGGAAAAAUUUUAUAUUCACCAGUGACAGAAGAUACAAAAUCAAUUAUGAAAUAUUCUAACACCACUUUUGAAGAACUCAACCGUCUUGUGAAUUUAGCUAUGGCCCUCGACGAAUCUCUUAUCAAGCUCCGCAAUAACACCGAGUUCCAAGCUAAAUUCGAUAGCAUUCUAGAAUUGGCCAAGUCACCAAUUGUCAAAACCCUUAUCGGGGACAGUAUUGACAUUGCACAAAUCGAAGCUGUUAUGGUUGGAAUACGAACAGAUCCAAUAGUUUUUGAAGUUGUACACACAAUUAAAAAUCUACUGGAAUGUUUUUCAAUUGAUCGGUUUGUUGGAGUCCAAACAGAAGACGAACUUCAAAAGUUGGCCUUCACAAUGAACAAGAAGAGACUCUACUAUGCUGGAGUUCAUUUUAAUAAGACCGAAGGCAAGGAAGUUGUUUAUAAUUUCCACAUGGAUACCGAUAAUACACCACCGACGGUUGAGGUGAAAAAACGAUUUUGGUUUCCCGGACCAGCUGGAGCAAUGGAAACUGACAUGAAGUAUCAUCAAGGUUUUGUUGAGAUAAAGCAUGCCAUCGAUAUGGGGAUUAUCAAGCAUAAAAAACAUAAGUGGAAUCUUGUCAGACCUACAACCGCGAGGCCAUCAACGACAACUCAAAGCUUGGUACAAUUCUAUCGGGUUGAUGAAAACGAGGACGGGAGUCAGGAUCAGGAUCAAGAUGACGAUGAUGAUGAUGAUUGGUUUACGAACGAUGAAAGUUCGGAAACAGCUUCGAAUUCAAGUAGUGGUAGUGGACUUAUAAGUGGUUUCUCGAGUCUUUUGAGCGGAUUCUUGGACGGUAUGAAUGGAGUUAAUCGGGAGAGCAACAAUGACAGUUUCAAUUCGAACGAAGAUGAAGAAGAAAUUGCUGGAGAAACUACUCUUCCACCCACAACCACUGUAGCUGGAGAUGUUGAACUCGAUGAAAACAAUGAAGAUAUUGAUGUUACAACAAUUGAGCCCGAGGAUGGAUUGGUCCGUGCAAGACGUUCUCCACAAGGACUGUUGGAUUUGUUCCUGGGAAUGGCAGCUAGUAAGCUUACUGGAGACGUAUUCGAAGUGGAGAAUUUGCAAUUCUUUACAAAACAGUUUCCCUAUCCUGCUUACACCAAAGAUAACUUCAAGACUGGACUCUAUUUGGGUCAAGCUAUACAAUUUGCAUUCUUUAUUGGAUUAAUGGCACAAAUCGCAACCUGUGUACGACAUCGCAUUUGGAUGCGAGAAAGCAGGAAUACUAUGAUAAUGCGUUCAAUGGGCCUCAAGACAUCCUCGGAGCUUGUUUCAUGGUGCAUUACAACUUUCAUUGAAAUGCUUUUGAUAUUCAUAGCUGUUUGCAUUAUUUUGUAUUCUGGAAGCAUUCUAUAUUAUACGAAAUUUUAUUUCGUUCUAAUUUUUCUAAUAAUAUUUGGACUUUGUUUGAUCUCAUUUUGUUACAUGUGUGCAACAUUUUUUACCUCAGCCACUGUUGGUUCAGUGACCACUUCUCUAUUUUUCCUAAUCUCUUUUUGUCCUUAUAUUUUAUUUAUCAUCUACGAUGCUAAAUUGACAACUUUUGAAAAUUUCUUCUUAAAUUUAUCGUUUACAUCGGCUUUUGCUCAAGCUUGGAAUAAUAUCUUGAGAAUGGAGCUACAAAUGACUGGUUUAACAUUUAGUGAUGCUUUCGAAGACGGUUUAAGUGGUGAAUUUGGUUUUGCAUUGGCAACAAUCAUUUUUGAUACCAUCCUUUAUGCUGCUAUUGGUUAUCUUAUUGAAUUUUGGACAGAUGAUGAAUAUCAAUUCACUGACGUCACAAGAGAUGAACUUGCCCCAAAUAUGGGAGCAACCAUGACCAACGUAUCUAAGAUCUACGGUGAAAAUAAUAUCGCUGUUAGUAACAUUUCAGUAGGUUUCCAAAGAGAUCAAGUGACAUGUUUACUAGGCAGGAAUGGAGCUGGAAAAAGUACCAUAAUUAAAAUGUUAACUGGUCAAAUUGUCCAAACAACUGGACGAGUUAUUUUAUCACAGUCCUCUGAUAAACAAGCUGAAGAAUAUGAUAAAAUUGGAGUCUGUUCUCAGGAUAAUAUUUUAAUACCAAAUUUAACAGCCAAAGAACAUUUGGAAUUGUAUGCUAAGAUAAAGCUUAAACAAGGUUAUCAGUCGAUAGUUAGUAAGACGUUGAAAAGUAUGAAGUUUGGAAAACAUGAAAACUAUCCAGCUUGGAAGCUUUCCGGUGGUUAUCAGAGAAGACUUUGCGUAGCUAUUGCGUUUAUUGGUUCACCCAAUGUCGUCAUCCUUGAUGAACCAUGCAACGGUGUUGACAACAAGGCCCGCAAAGACAUCUGGGAUCUUAUUGAAGCCUUGCGAAAGGGAAGAGCUGUGAUAUUUGCUACUCAUUUUCUAGAUGAGGCCGAAUACUUAAGUGACUCAAUUCUAAUCAUGAAAAAUGGCAAAAUAAUUGCCCAUCAUAAUCCGGAAACUAUGAAAGCUCUCUUCACUGAAAACUUUGAUCUCGAAAUACACUGUCCUGAUGUACAAUCUGUCACUGAUGUCAAAAAACAACUAAACGAAAGUCUAACAAGCUUUAAGAUCGCUCAAGAAACUCCAGUUGAUUUUAAACUAGAAGUAAGCUACGAUCAGCAAUCCAACAAUUGUCCACAGCUCAUGGAUGAUUUGGAAAGUCUCCAAAAAUCUGGUAAAAUCAAUGAAUAUUCGAUAAAUAGUAAGAACCUCGAGGAAGUCUUCACGGAGGUUAAUAGUUUGUCCGACAAGACAAACGGCUAUGCAUCCAAACGUCAAACUCUGCAGCCAGUUGAGUUGAAAAAAUCCGGUGGCUUCCAGGAAUUAAUUCGCAACGAACCACUGUGUGCGAUGGAGAAAGUUAAGUUGUUGUUCGGGAAACGUUUUACUCACUUCAGUCGGAAUUAUCGGAUGCUUCUGUGCGCCUUGAUUUUGCCAGCAAUAUUUGAGAUGAUCGCCAUGUGGUUUGUGAAUCUUCGAUUGGAGGAUGAUUUCGAACGAGCACUGAAGUUGUCCAAAGAUCUCUAUCCACACACAACAAAUCUUCUGAGCAUGGAAAAUCCCACCGAAUUCACUCAGAACAUUUACAGUCUACUGCAGUCAGAAUGCCGGGACAAGGGCUUAGAUUGCAUGGAAUUUGAUAACUCUACAAAAGCUUUCUACUGGAUUCUAGACACUGAUAAUCUUUUCCAUGAGAAACGUUAUGGAGGCACAACGUUCAAUGAGACUCGAGCCACGGUUUGGUACAAUAACAAGGGUCAUCACUCCAUGAUCUCUUGGUUAAAUGACCUUAACUCUCAUGUUCUUCAGGCAGAGAUGAAUGAUUCAGACUACAAGAUAACAGCUUUCAAUGUUCCCUGGAAGCUUGGUGACAGAGAGUUCAGCAUAUCAUCAAUACUUCGGCAGGUUUCAGACGCUGGCGUCUCAUUUGUGCUUUUAAUUUCGUUAAGUUUGGUGAUGGCUGUGGCCUCGGUCUAUAUUGUUAACGAAAGGAUGAAGGGUGAAAAACUCCAACAGAUGCUGUGUGGGGUGGAUGCUGCCACAUAUUGGGGCGUGGCAUUCGUUUGGGAUUAUUUGGUCUUAAUUGUUGGAAUCUUUAUAUGCGCUACAGUUCUGCUUGCCUUUGGAAUGCCCGUCUACACAACAAAAUCAAACCUCUGGGGUAUCUGCCUUCUGGCGUUCCUUUAUGGUUUUGCAUGUAUUCCAGCGAUCCAUGUGGUUGAGAAGCUAUUCACUGACUCGAGCAUGGCCAUUAUGACAAUCUUCUGCAUGAAUGCCAUCAUCCCAAUCUUCACAAUGGCAGUGGUGGUUCUUAUUGGAAUUGUUGGACAAUCCGAAACAGCUGAUAGCUGGCGAUUCUUUUUGAAUCGAGCUUUCCUGAUAUUCCCACAACACGCUUUAGGCGAUGGAUUACUUGAGAUAUGCAAAAAUUUCGUCGUAGCCGAAUUCUUCCGUCGAUAUGAUAUUGAUUCCUACAAAAAUCCUAUUACCAGUGAUCUCCUAGUGCCUCAUAUGAGUGCUCUGGUUGUUUUGGGAAUUAUAUUUCUGACAUUGAAUAUUUUGAUUGAAAGCGGUGUGGCUAAUAAACUUCUCAAGAAGCUAAUAGAAGAACGCAUUGAUGAUCCUGUUGAUGAUUUAAAAAUCAUUUCCAUACAGAACUCUUUGAAGAGAUCUGAAAAAGUUGGUUCUUUGGAGAGACACGUUUUGAAAGUAGACCGAUUGACAAAACGAUUCAACCGACGACAAUACGCCGUAAAGGAUGUUAGUUUUGAAAUAGCUUCUGGAGAGUGUUUUGGUUUGUUGGGCAAAAACGGUGCUGGCAAAUCGACAAUAUUCAAAAUGCUUUCCGGUCAAAUGCAACCAAGUGGCGGAAGUAUUGUUUAUGCUAAUAAAGAUAUAGCAUAUUGCCCACAAACUAAUACUCUGGAUUCACUUUUGACAGUAAAGGAGAUGAUUAAUUUCUAUGGGAAACUCAGAAGGAUCAAUGAUAUUCAAAAGCUGACAGAAAGUACCCUGCUAUCGUUUCAAUUAGAAAGCUAUAAAGAUGUUUUGGUGAAAAACCUAAGUGGCGGCAAUAGAAGGAAACUAAAUGUUGCCAUAACGUGCUUCGGUUGGACCGAUGUGGUUCUAAUGGAUGAACCUACCAGCGAUAUGGAUCCGGUGACAAGAUCAAUAGUCUAUCACGCAAUUGAUGACUUGAUUCUUGAGCAGAGAGCUAUUGUUUUGACAUCGCACUCAAUAUCGGAGAUUGAUCAUAUUUGCCAUCGGAUUGCGGUUUUGAAGGACGGACAAAUGCUCACUUGUAGCAGACCAGAAACUCUGAAGAUGCAAUAUGGUGGAUAUUACAGCGUUGCUGUCUUUUGUGGAGCUGGACAGGUUGGGGAUAUUGAAAAAAAAAUUCAUGAAACUUUCCCAAGCUGCACUGAUAUUCAAACGUAUGCACAUUCAAUAAAGUUCGUUUUGAAAAUUCAGCAAACGCAUCACGAGAAUGAUAAUUCCUCUUUAAGUCCCGAAGACAAAACCAAUCCAACCCUAGCCGAACUUUUCCGAAGAAUGAAUUUCCUUAUUUCUGAAAAUACUUCAAUUCGAUUCACAAUAAAUCGCUGCCGUCUCGAUACCGUUUUCGAGAAAAUUCUAGAUAGCAGUGAUAUUCAAGGAGGUUACGUCCAUAAUGGUUAUGUCGAAACAGAAACCAUAACAUAAAAAGUGGCAACACUAUCCAAUAAUUAAUAUUGCCGUGAAAAACCAAUGAUGGUGGCGUACUUACUUAUCCUAUACUCAAGUGCUGUCAAGAGCCAGGAUCUAUGGAGAGAAACAAACAAAAAAUUAUAUGUGAUACAAAUUUUAAACUCACACAAAAGAUCUUAGUUUAAGUUAAUUUUAAUAAUUAUUUGUUUUUGUAUAAGUUUUUUUGUUUUUUAAAGUGUGACAUUAUAUUGAAAAUGGAUUCUGGGAUUGUUUAAUUAUUAUAGCAAUAUAAGUGGGUUAAGGGUCUUUUUCAGCGGACCCUUUAAAUUCUUAACAAUUAUAUUAUAAAUAGGUUGUAGCUGAUUCAGGGUGUAAACGCUUUUCUUAUUUAAAUGUAUAUUUUUUUAUUGUAAUUUUAUGUAAAUAUUUAGUUAUAAUUUUAAUUGUAAUUUUAAUGUUUUUUUUUUCUAGUUUUAAAAAAGUGUAUAUUGUUUAUAGUCUUUAAAAGAAAUCAUAAUUAUGUAAAUAAAAUUGAAUGACAACAUUGGA
Molecule: messenger RNA, 7209 nt
Organism: Eupeodes corollae
Lineage: Eukaryota; Metazoa; Arthropoda; Insecta; Diptera; Syrphidae
Gene: ldd
Product: ATP-binding cassette sub-family A member 13
Exons: 22
Coding region: 667-6675 (2002 amino acids)
Biological process (GO): lipid transport; transmembrane transport
Cellular component (GO): membrane; intracellular membrane-bounded organelle
Molecular function (GO): ABC-type transporter activity; ATP binding; ATP hydrolysis activity
Source: RefSeq, a predicted model, not a curated record